CUUGACUGUCUCUCAGAGCUCCAUAUUGGACCGUCACAUUCCUUCAAGAUCAUAACAUGGCGGCACCAAGCACUUCGGUGUUUGUACGUUCCUUUUCGCAUUGCUCCCUCGGCACCUGUCGCAGCGUGCGUUCUUCGACAACGCGUGCAAUUAGCACUGCUUCAUUUGCCUGUCGGACGCCGAAGCGAGAGCAGCAACCUAUCCGACCGCGAUACUUGUCACCGAGACACGAACGAACAGUGUGCGCCACGCCCUUUCGUAGCACGAGUGCUCAUUCUUAUUCGACAGCGAACAAUGCGCUGCAACCCAAAGACUCGGGCAUCGCGCGUCUUCCGCACCGCCGCCUCAUAUCUCUCCGCGGGAGCGCCACAGUCAAGCUCCUGCAGGGCCUGAUCACGAACGACGUCCGCGCCGAACGUAGUCAGUCGUUCUACGCUGCCUUCCUCAAUUCAAAAGGUCGCGUGCAAUGGGACGUCUUUGUAUGGGUAUACCCUGAGCUGCUGGCAGAGCAGGGCGACUGGAGUUGCUACAUUGAAGUGGACGAGUCGGAGGUUGAAUCGCUGAGAAAGCACCUGAAGAUCCAUAACUUCAGAACCAAAGUUCGCAUCGAGGUGGUUCCAGAAGACGAGCUGGGCGUAUGGGCUGCGUGGGGCCCGGCCUUCGAUCGCGUCAAUAAGCAGGCAGUGGAGACAACUCUGUGUGAUCCACGCGGCGAUCACACUCUGUGGAGAAUACUUGCGAAACCGGACAACAACUUCAUCGAAGACAAAUCGGACAUAUGCGACGGGCGGCAGUAUCACUUGCAGCGCUAUACACAAGGAAUUGCCGAAGGACCACAAGAGAUCCAAAGAGACAGUACAUUGCCGAUGGACGCCAACAUGGAUAUAUCUGAAGGCAUCGAUUUCAAGAAAGGCUGUUACAUUGGCCAGGAGCUCACGAUUCGAACCAAGCACCGCGGCGUCGUCCGAAAGCGGAUACUGCCUGUGCAGCUGGAUGUCCCGGGUGAUCAUUCAUCUUCGGUGUUAGGGACCAAUCCAAUGGCAGACAUCAAACGGCUUGAUGAGACGGGAGCACCAGUUGAAACGGGUCGCCCGGCCGGGAAGCUCAUCGCUUGUAUGGGUGACGUUGGCAUUGCGUUGUGCCGGUUGGAAGUGAUGACACCCUUGAAAAUCCUUGGCAGUGAAGGGGCUUACAGAGAGGGCAUGGAGUUUGGAGUGAAUGCAGAUGAAGGUGGACAUGUAGUCAAGGUCAAACCUGUGUUGCAUCAAUGGUCAAGAGAUAGGGAGACUAUUGUGUGGUCGAAGCCGAAGGCCAUAAAACGCGAACAGUAAGGCGUUGUAUAAAUCAAGUCACGUGAUUAUAAUGUAAGUAUCAUCGGCGCUAACCAAGCAGGUAUAUGCAGUUAAUUAGCAGACAGAAAUACUAAGACCCUUCAUGUCCUUGCUCAAGCCUUCUGGUUGUUCCUAAUAUGCUCACCGGUGUGCAAGAUGGGGACACUAAGUGUGGCUCAGC
Messenger RNA from Boeremia exigua, 1512 nucleotides. RefSeq lists its product as uncharacterized. The transcript has a single exon. Gene Ontology annotation, molecular function: protein binding. Bases 57 to 1331 code for a protein of 424 amino acids. The record is from RefSeq and is a predicted model, not a curated record. NCBI's taxonomy places the organism in Eukaryota, Fungi, Ascomycota, Dothideomycetes, Pleosporales, Didymellaceae. Gene Ontology annotation, cellular component: mitochondrial matrix.